GAACACAUUGUUAAACACACAUUGCAACAAAAUGAAUUUAGUGAUAGAAAUAUUAACAGGGACAUUGUUUCACAUUCAAGUAAGCGAAAAAACAACUGUUGCGGAUUUGAAGAGAGAAAUAAGCAAACAAGAAAAGCUACCGGAGAAUCGUUUGAUUCUCAUGUUGGAUAUCGGAGGUGAUUCGAUUAUGUUGAAUGGUGAUGAAGUUCCCCUUACGGAGUAUGGUGUAAAAGAUGGCUCUCAUUUUUACCUGUUUUUCAAGCUUCCUAAUAGUAACAAGAACGAUGGUGAAAAUCGUAAUGGUGGUGGUGGUAAUAUUGGUGUUGUUAAUCCCGAGACUCCGGUUUCUCAAGGCGAUUCUGUUACUACUAUUGUGUGAUAGACAGAGGAGCGUAUUCAGGAUUUUAUGUUAGUAGUUGAUAGUAGUACUUUUUUUGGGCAAUAAGUGCAGUUCUUCAGUUAGUUGUAUGAUUUUGGUGGCUUUUGGUCUAAGCGGAGGCGUAUUCAGAAUUUAAGCUUUUUAGGUUUAACUUUAAAGUUUUUAGCAUAUAGCGUGUUGUCUUUUUAAAGUUAUAGAUUCAUAUUUAAUAUUUGUUGCGAUUUAUAAAUAAAUUUUCACACAAAUCUAUGCAUAUUGAAAGUACUAGGUUCA
Messenger RNA from Capsicum annuum, 652 nucleotides. RefSeq lists its product as uncharacterized. The coding region runs from base 32 to 379 and encodes 115 amino acids. Lineage: Eukaryota; Viridiplantae; Streptophyta; Magnoliopsida; Solanales; Solanaceae. Gene Ontology annotation, cellular component: nucleoplasm; cytosol. Gene Ontology annotation, biological process: proteasome-mediated ubiquitin-dependent protein catabolic process. The record is from RefSeq and is a predicted model, not a curated record. The transcript has a single exon. Gene Ontology annotation, molecular function: ubiquitin binding; proteasome binding; polyubiquitin modification-dependent protein binding.